This is a messenger RNA of Lobosporangium transversale, 679 nucleotides long. RefSeq lists its product as hypothetical. Bases 5 to 643 code for a protein of 212 amino acids. The transcript has 5 exons. Lineage: Eukaryota; Fungi; Mortierellomycota; Mortierellomycetes; Mortierellales; Mortierellaceae. The record is from RefSeq and is a predicted model, not a curated record.
CGGAAUGUUUACACAAACGACGCUGCUGCCGCAACUCUAUUUGGGUGACCAAGGCGAGAGCAAACUCCAUACAGCUGAUGACACAGGCUCCAUUUCCAUUCUAAAGCUUUGUUUCCUCAGUGGGGCCACCACCAAUUUGAUCUCGUGGGGCCAAAAGGCUCCAGCAAAGCCGAGGCCAUACGCUAUAUACUGGGGCUUAGGAGCCCGUAUCUCAUCUCCGAAGGCUGCUGGGCCGAAGACUGCCACCUGUAGGCUCAAGAUUCUGGCCUACAUAUUUCCUUCAGCUGUGGUCUUCCGGCACGACCCACCAGCCAAGCGUCCGCGUUCCAUGAUCUCUGUACGCAUGCCUCUGUCAGCGUUCUUGCAUUCUUUAGUACCUACCAUAGAGGCCUUGAAAUGGCACGGCAGGACUUUGUUAGGUGAGCUUCUGCAACUUAGCCGUAAUCCUAGCCUCGUUUGGACACUCGAGCGCAAAGGCUUCAAGCUUCAAGCGGAGGGCUUGUUCCGUGAAAUCGCUACCGUGGCAUCUAGAGGAGAGGAUAUGUUACUUAGGAGCACACCUAGACCGGUCUGGUUACUGCCAGUGCCAGUGACGGCAUCGUCGCUUUCAUAUGAUGGUGGUGGCCUUGGUGAAGAAUUCUAGGCCGGGGCUACCCUGCCAUAUCUGUUUACAAGAAAG